This is a messenger RNA of Pseudomassariella vexata, 765 nucleotides long. RefSeq lists its product as uncharacterized. Bases 1 to 765 code for a protein of 254 amino acids. The transcript has 4 exons. NCBI's taxonomy places the organism in Eukaryota, Fungi, Ascomycota, Sordariomycetes, Amphisphaeriales, Pseudomassariaceae. The record is from RefSeq and is a predicted model, not a curated record.
AUGAUCCUCGCCGCGGCGGUAUCCGCCAAGGGCGACAAUAAUGGCGAUAGCGUCAAGUCCCAGUGCAAGUCGUACGCCAGGCUCACCAAGGCGACGGAGCUCGCCGCCAACGCCACCAAGCUGGCCGACAAGUUCGACAACAACCAGACCGAGAUCGAUGCCUUCAAGGCCAAGGUCGCCGAUAAGCAGACCGAGCUGGCCACCCUCGCGUCCAACUCGACCCUCAUGAGCUCGUGCGCCGUUGUGCAGGCCGUGGAGGAUGACAAGGACGCCUGUGACGACAUGGAGGACAUGGAGAAGAUGAUUGAGAAGGCCAGCAAUCCCACCAAGCUUGCCGACAAAUUUGACAACAACGCAACCAAGAUUGCUGAGUUCAAGGCCAAGGCUAGCGAUGCCGUUACCAAGCUCGCCGAUAUGCAGGGCAACACCACCCUCCUCGCCUUCUGCUCCGUUCAGAAUGACAUUUCCAGCUGCAAGAAGAUGGCCAAGCUUGAGAAGACUAUCGCCAAGGCGGGUAACACGACCUAUUUGAAUUCAAAGUUCGAUGGCAACGCCACCAAGAUCGCGGAGUUCCAGGACAAGGCCGCGAAGGCCCAGAUCAAGCUCGAUGCCCUCAUGGCCAACUCGUCUCUCAUGGACACCUGUAGACGCCUGGCCCAAGCUGGCACCAGCGCAUCCGACAAUAGCUCUCUCGCCGGUCACAUCGAGAUCGUCGGCGGCCUGGUCACCAUGCUGGCCGUUGCUACCGCCAUGUUCAUGCUGUAA